Molecule: messenger RNA, 849 nt
Organism: Saccoglossus kowalevskii
Lineage: Eukaryota; Metazoa; Hemichordata; Enteropneusta; Harrimaniidae
Product: carbohydrate sulfotransferase 10-like
Biological process (GO): carbohydrate biosynthetic process
Cellular component (GO): membrane
Molecular function (GO): sulfotransferase activity
Source: RefSeq, a predicted model, not a curated record
AUGGAGCAUGUUUUUUCGGGACCCUCGACUCGUGCAGAUAAACCACAUAUAAAAAGCGCUGAAAUGGUGUCUGUAAUAGAUCCGGUUCACAUCACUUAUGACCCCAGAAGAGCCAGUCAGAAAAGACUUGAGACAGCUGCUUUGGAAUGCUCAAAACUGAACAAUAUUACGUAUUUUAGCAAAGGUUUAAAUAUACUAGUAUCUCACAAGUACAAAGUUACUGUUACAAGAAUUCCUAAAGCGGGGUCAACUACGUGGCAACAUGUUAUGCACGAAAUUGAUCCAGUCUCAGGCGAUCCUGAAAGCAGACGACGACUGAGUUCUCUGGCGCCACCUGAGUUUGAUCAGUAUGUUAGAGGCGUGUUCUUCCGAGAACCACUGGAACGGCUUGUGUCGUAUUACCAUUACCAUAUUUGUCCCCCUGGACCAGUUCCAACGCUUUACUUCCACCGCUAUUAUAAGUAUAUGAGAAAGGGACACGUGAAUGCCACUAUGAAUAAUAAACCGUACUUAACGUUUAUUCAGUUUGUACAGUUGGUUCUUGAUUAUGAUCAGAUACCCUCACAAUCAUAUCAUUGGCGACAUCAAUAUUUAUUGUCACGUAUAUGUGAGUUUAAUUACACUUUUAUUGGACACAUGGAUCACUUGGCUCAAGACGCCCCAUACUUCAUGAAUUUGGCAGUUGGAGACUCAUUUCAUUAUCCAGAGGUACACACGACAAGAGGUGAAAGUAGAUUCAGGGAAACAAUAUCAACCCUGUCCCAGAAAUUAAUUGAUCAACUUAUUGAUCACUAUAAGCUAGAUUAUAAAAUUCUGGGAUUUGAAAUUCCAAACUUUUCCAAGAAAUAG